Molecule: messenger RNA, 2931 nt
Organism: Triticum dicoccoides
Lineage: Eukaryota; Viridiplantae; Streptophyta; Magnoliopsida; Poales; Poaceae
Exons: 5
Coding region: 123-1907 (594 amino acids)
Source: RefSeq, a predicted model, not a curated record
CCCGGCCGUUCCGUAGAUCGAAACCCUAACGCGGAGAGAGAGCGGCGGCGGCGGCGGCGGCGGUGGUGAGCGUAGCAAUCUCAGCAGUCAACACCCCUAUCCCCACCACCACAAGAACUGCGAUGGAUGUCGGCGGCGGCGGCGAGUAUGGCAAUCUCAACGACCCCAUCCCUUCCCCCACAAGAUCUGCGACGGCGGAUGGCGGCGGGGAAGAUGUCGUGGAGGGGAGCCCUCCGCCGUUCAAAAUCCGCAAGCUGGGCGCUCCGGGUACGAGUUCAAUUCUCGCUGAGGAUCAGAGUGGGGCCAUGGCUGCCAGGGACGGCAAUAUCGGCGUCGAGCGGAUGGAUUCGGAAGAGGCCAUUGAGUCGAUGGCUGCCAGAGGCGGGCAUGUGGAUACAGAGAUGACCCAAUUCAAGUGCGGCGAGGUUGCGGAUGAGGAGCUUCGGAAGGACGAGAUGAACGGAGGCAAAUCAAAGCAGCAGAUCAAGAACCCGGAGGAGGGGGAGGUGGAGAUGGACCUAGCCAAAUCAAACUCCAUCAUUUCUGUCUCUGAGCAGGAGAUCAAGGAGCUCUGCAAGCAGAUGGACGAGAUGGUCGCUUUUAUGAAUUACAGGAUCAUACCUUCAGCCCCACUCAUCUGCAGCAGCAGCAGCAGCAGCAGCAAGGAGACGAAAGAUGAACAUGACAAGGCACCACAGUCGGGGAUUGACGGCAUCUUACAGCGGCUAGCUGAUGUGCGCCGUGACAUGUCCAAGCUCAAAUCGGAACUGGCCCCUUUCUGGCACAAGUAUCCUCAUGAGAAGGUGCUGACUUCUUCAGAGGAGAGGGCGAAGAGGCUCAAGUCCAGGCAGGAGUAUGAGAAGAUGGAUAAUAAGGAGAAGGCCAGGAGGCAGAUGGAGUUCGACGCGAGUGACUUCGAGGGCUACUGUCAAGGCUUGACAUCUUUUGUUGAACACUUUGAAUUCAUAACCCUAGUGAGCCCCAUGCACUUCACACACUACACGCCCAGACAGAUCCCACACCAUCUUGCUACCUACGGGACCACCUUGCAGAUCUUGUCUUUUAAAAUUGCCAACAUCGAUUUGGACCUGGAAUGGCCACUCCUGGAAUGGCCACUCCAAGUGUAUGGUGUCGUCGCCGCACGAGACAAUGUGGAUCGUAGACGCAAUAUUCUCUUCUUGAGGGGAAGGAGGAACUUCCAAGAGAUCACCCAAGAAAAACCCUUCUUGUGCUUGACUGGCCCAUCUCGUGCAAUUUUGGCCAAUGACCAUGUUGACCUCGAAGUCCAACUAAAACUUAAAGGCCCAACAGAGUCUGAAGACAGAGUGUUGAUCACUAAAAGAUGCCAGUGCAGUGCCUAUCAUGCCGAUAAUGGUUUAUAUACUCUUACCUUGGAUAACCGUCUUUGCACAGCAGAGUUAAGCCUGCAGCAACUGUACUGUAAAUCAGUCCAAGCAACUUUCUUGCGUGUCGGUGGCUUUGUUAAAGGCAAUACAUCCCCUUUCAUUCAUGGAGGCCGAGUUGCCUGCUCCUCACCACCUCAUGGAGGCCAAGGAACUGCCCUGCCCAACCAAGUUGUGUUGCUUGAUUCUCGUUAUUGUGAUGGUGGGAAGAUGCCAAUAGGCGAAGAAGAUGGUUACCUUGAUCUGUCAAGGCAUGUUGUUUCUGUUGAAUUAAGGAGAGUUAGAGACGUUUCUGAAGAAUUGGAAGAAACCUUGAAUGUUUUCAUAGAAGCCUACUCAGACUCUCCUCCAGACUCUCCUCCUAAAGUUUCUGCGAAAGCUGAUUUCAUGGUCAAGCCUCGGUAUUGCGGCAUAAGUGAACAUGAAUGUGUCCUUGCCGGCUCUAUGGUGAAGAUUACCAUUGCUUGGUCACCUAUUCUUCGAACCAACAAGGUUAUUCUAUGAGAGGGAUAUAUGUUUGGCAGUGCUCGGGCGUGAAUGUUAUGAAGUAUACCUGUUAUAUCUAUCUAUUUCAAGAAGAAAGAUUAAUGGCAUGGUUUGAUGCCGCGUGAUUGUGAGAUCCUGUCGAGAAGAUCAAAAGAACGCACACAGAAAACAACCUGCCGAAACUAUGUACCUUUCAUGAGAUUCUUCCGAAAUCAGAAAUGUCGAUGCAGAUCAAAGGGAAGAAGACAAGGUGGUUACCACAGAUUGCAUCUGGACACUUGGAUGCAGACCUGAAUGAGACUGGGAGAGUCAGCCAGCUGUUGUGGGAUUGUAUGGCUCCCUUGUACUCCCUCUGUUCGGAAUUACUUGUCUCGGAAAUGGAUGUAUCUAGAACUAAAAUACAUCUAGAUACAUCCAUUUCUGCGACAAGUAAUUUCGAACGGAGGGAGUAUUACUACAAGACAUUUAGAGUAGCAUUUUUAUGUGGAACUUGUUUGACUUCAUUGUCAAGGUUGCUCGUUGGCUGUCUAAAGAAGCCAAACCAGCUUUCAUAUACUCAUCCGAGUUGAAGCGGACACCAGACACUGCAAGAACAAUAGCAAAAAUCUGCAAUCUGCAAUCUGCAAUCUGCAAUUUGAUAAGGAGGGAGGUUUUCUAUUGGUACUGCUAUCUAAAGAAACGUCUUAUAUUUUGAUAAGGAGAGGGAGCUCCACAGCAUAUGCUCCUAUGAUAUAGAAAGUCGAUACUAAUUUGGACCAGUAUCUUAGGUCGACCUGAAGACUUGCUAACAUGCCAACAAACAUGGCAAUGGUAGGUUUCUCAGUGGAGGCCGAGUGCAGCCUUGGGCGUCAAAUACAUCAUCCGGCCGUCCCCAGACAGUAACAACAAGUUGGCUGCAAAAACCAUUUAAUUUAUUUCAUAAUAUCGGUGGUCUAGUAUUAACAAGUUGCAUGCCAGUUGGCGUAUUUAGUAGCACUUGUCAUAUGUGAUGUAAGUAUGCCUCGUUUGUUGUUAAUUUGCACCAGUCGGGGGUAGGAUCUCA